AUGAACGAUUAUCAAAUCAUGCAGGACAUUGGCAAGUCCAAACACGCAAUGGUUUACAAGGGCAGGAAGAAGAAGACGAUACAAUUCUAUGCCCUCAAAUGUGUCGACAAGUCGCAGAAACAAAAGAUUAUGCGCGAAGUUCGGUUUUUGCACAGGCUCCGAACUCCAUAUGCAGUGCAGUUUCAUGAAUGGUUUGAAACCGCAAACCAUCUUUGGUUGAUAUUGGAGCUUUGUCCCGGAAAUCGCCUGAUAGACAUGUUGCAAGUUGAUCUGAAACUACCAGAGCUAUCUGCAAAUAUGCUGGGCCUCAACCUCCUGGCUGCCUUGCAAUUCUUGCACAGCAAUGGAAUCGUCUACAACAAUUUGAAGCCUUCGACCAUACUGUUGGAUGCUCAGGGGCUGCUUAAGUUGUCUGACUUCAGUCUAGCAAUGCACACCAACACGUACAAUGACCCUCAGAGUGACGAGAGUCAACGUUGCAAACGUGGAACACCAACUUACAUGGCUCCAGAACUCUUUCGCCCUGACGGUGUGUGUAGCUUUGCCUCCGACCUGUGGGCCUUGGGCUGCAUCCUGUACGAGAUGGUUUCUGGAAGGCCUCCGUACCUCAAGUCCAACUUCAAGGCUCUUGUAACCUCAGUCGUCACGGACUCGUAUGUUCCGCUCCAGAACUUGUCGGAGGAUUUCAACGACCUGUGUGGCGCCCUGCUAGAAAAGAAUGUGCUUGAUCGAAUAUCUUGGGAGCAAGUUAGGACACAUCCCUUUUGGGCCCAGGAGCUUCCUGAAGCGAACAUGCCAAAUGAACCUGCAUUUGAAGAAUUCUGUGCCAAGGUACAGGAAGAGCAGGUCAAGGAGAGUGAGGAUGCUGAAGUUGAGUCACCAAAGCGAGGUUCGCCUCGAACUCGUCAUGAAGACAAUUCUCUUCGCAAAAGUGGGAUAGAUAUUGUCAGACUCUCUCAGUUGUUGUUUUUUCUUGGCGACCUGCAGGUUCGUCCGAUCAUCGGUAACAAGAAGAUCGAAAAGAUGCCAUUGCCCUCGUUCGACGAGAAAUCCCUUUCUUUCGAGCCAAUGAGCGAUGAAGAAAUUUGCUCCGUCGAUGAAGAACAAUUCGCAAAACAUCUUGCCGAUAUUCAUCGUGCACUUGGUGACAAAACGCCUAUAUCAUCCAAGGUAUCUGUUCUUGCGUACAUCGAAAAUCUGUCCAGCAAUGCUGCCGUCUCGGAUUCUGUCCUGAAUUCUAACGUUGGACUUCUGCUCAUCAGAAUUUUAAGAGAAUCAAAGUCAGCGCCACUCAGAGCAAAAUUGUUGCAGACUGUGGGCGUCCUCGUAAGAUCUGCCUCCUUCAUAUCUCCUGAACUGCAACAAGCUGGAGCAAUUGCUGCACUCACUGCAGGUGUUCGGGAUCGGGAGGCAAAGGUUCGAAGGCGUGCAAUGGCUGCAUUUGGGGAGCUACUGUACUAUAUAGUAUCUCAGGCCGAAACCAACGAGGAUGGAGUUGAGGGCCAGAGAGUGGACGAGGAUGAAAUCUGGAGCUUGCCCCCAGCUGCCCUACAGGUGACGCUAAGGAAUCUUGAAGGUAGAGAGGAUGAGGUUGUUCAGCAUUACGCUGCUCAGACCAUUGACAAUAUAUGCUCUCAAAUCAAUGAGAGGGCUUCUGCGUUGAGGAGCGUAGAAGUUCUUUCUGCUCUCUUUUCCAUCGUCUCAUCUGCACAGGUUGAGGCGCUACGAGGGACUGCAGCUUCGGCCAUGAGCAGGAUUGUCAGACUAAUGCCAACUCUGGCGUGCCAGAUCAUAGAUAAGAUCAGCUUUCAAUCAGUGAUACAGAGAUUGAAUGACGAUAAUGCGAAACGAUUGCUCAAGUCCCUCAACGAGCAAUCGACGAUCAUUAACUCGAUCUUGACUUUGUUUGAUAGCGCAACGACAACAGUUCGAGCAAAGGCUGUCCUAACUGUUCGUCUCUUGGCCUCCAUCUCCCCUCAAUGGCUCUCAAUGGCCUGUGACAAACGCCUCAUGCCAUCGAUAGAAAAGAUGAUUCGAGACAAAGACGCCUAUCUUCAAAGAUGCAUCGAAGGACUCAUAAGCGAAAUCACCGAGAUGAUCCCGAACUUGUGCGUCUCCUCGUGCGAGGUUGCUCCCUUUCACGGGUGUGUGGAGUUUCGUCGGGUGCUCUACUUGGUCAUUGAGGCUCUCUCCCAAAACGCUCUCGUCCUCCAGAAUCAUGAGGCUGUCACAGCGAACCUCCUUCCUGUUCUCGUCCAGACAGCGCUGAGGGAGGAAGACUCGACCAACUCGGGAGGCAGCACGAGGUACACAUGCUUGAGAGCAACAGGAGACAUGCUCGCUGCGCUCAUGGCAGAAGUGAACAUCUACGAUCCUGCGGCCCAAGCUGGUUCCGGGUCUCACAAGGAGGAGCACGCGGCUGCCAUUACCAGGAUCAUCCACGAGCUCCUCGUUCGCUCCUUGUUCCCAAAGUUCUCGACGUUCUUGACGGACCGCGAACCCGUGCCUCAGUCUGCCAUCAAGAUCGCCAGGCUCGUCAUGGAAAGGAAUCCUGCCUUCGGGGUAGUGCUGGAUCGGCUCGGGCUGGUGGAGAAAUUCAUCUCUUUCUGCAGUCCCAAGUCUCCUCACUUCUCCUUGAACUCCGUCUGCCUCGUGCGAGCGGUUGUGCAGUGCUACGACUCGGACAUCCAGCUCCUCUACUCCUACGACAUCGCUCCGCAAGUCGCCGUCCUCAUAAGGCAUGUGGUGGACGAGCGGAGCGAAGAUGAUUUCUUCGAGCCUGCGGUGGACAUGCUGAACUCGCUCCUCUAUCACACAGUAACAGCCCUCCAAGACUCGUCCUCGGAUGAGAACCAGGCCUUCUGGAUCAACAACGCAGAGCCCUUCCUCAUCAUCUGCGAUUCGCUUGCCCUGCUCUGCAGGCCAGACUCAUCCUACACUGCUGUGGAGGCAAGCUUUCAGAACAGCGAGGCAGCAUCGCAGGCCCUCCUGCUGCUUGCCCACGUCUUCCCUGCGAAGGUCAUUCAAUCAGGUUAUUGA
Molecule: messenger RNA, 3039 nt
Organism: Guillardia theta CCMP2712
Lineage: Eukaryota; Cryptophyceae; Pyrenomonadales; Geminigeraceae
Exons: 15
Coding region: 1-3039 (1012 amino acids)
Biological process (GO): protein phosphorylation; cytokinesis by cell plate formation; phragmoplast assembly
Molecular function (GO): microtubule binding; ATP binding; protein kinase activity
Source: RefSeq, a predicted model, not a curated record